This is a messenger RNA of Aureobasidium melanogenum CBS 110374, 411 nucleotides long. RefSeq lists its product as uncharacterized. The record is from RefSeq and is a predicted model, not a curated record. The transcript is spliced from 2 exons. Bases 1 to 411 code for a protein of 136 amino acids. Lineage: Eukaryota; Fungi; Ascomycota; Dothideomycetes; Dothideales; Saccotheciaceae.
AUGCCGACUACUCGUGAAAUCUUUCUGCAACGCGAGAUUGAUACCCUCAGACGCAGCAACCAAGAACACGCCAGUACCAUCGCAACCAUGAAGAAGGUGGAAGAAGCACAGAAAGUCGUAAUCAAUAAGUGGAUGGCGCUUGACGAGCAAAACCGCAAGAAGAUCAACGAACAACACACCCAGAUCAAGAAACUCGCAAAGAGAAUCGCCCAGAUGAAGGGCUCCAAGCAAAUUCAGGAGGAGAUUCUUGCCCUCAAGGCUAAACGUGCCAAUGCUGAGAGGAAGAUCGAAGAAGAGAUCGCUGCUCUCAAAGCAAAGCGCGCAGAGACUGGUAUUGAAACCGACAAAGAACUGCAGGAGCGUGAGAGGGAGCUCGAAAUGGUCGAGGACAGCGAAGACGAAGAUGAUUGA